Molecule: messenger RNA, 1554 nt
Organism: Penicillium malachiteum
Lineage: Eukaryota; Fungi; Ascomycota; Eurotiomycetes; Eurotiales; Aspergillaceae
Product: cytochrome P450
Exons: 5
Coding region: 1-1554 (517 amino acids)
Molecular function (GO): iron ion binding; heme binding; monooxygenase activity
Source: RefSeq, a predicted model, not a curated record
AUGUGGCUACUAGAAUGUUCAAUCCACCAAGUCUGUUUGAAAGCAGUGGAAAUUCUCGAGGAGCUUGCUGAGCGGUUUUUUGCUUGGAUAGCAUUUGAAUUGGUCUACAAUGCCUUGAUCUCUCCGUUGCGGUCAUACCCAGGACCAAAGCUAUGGGCCAUAUCCAAUAUACCCUCCAGUAUCAGCAUUUUGCGUGGGAAAAGCCAUUUGGAUAUGCUGAAAUUGCAUGAGAAGUAUGGAUCUGUCGUUCGGAUUGGUCCAGAUGAGCUAUCAUUCAACAGCGCGCAAGCAUUCCAGGAUAUCUACGGGUUUCGCCCAGGUAAGCCACAGCUUGCUAAAGAUUUCAAGCUCUACGGCUCCAAGACGAAUGGUAUUCGUGAUAGUAUUGCAGGAUAUCUUGAUAAUGAGGCACACACAAGACAGCGUCGACUUCUGUCUCACGCUUUCUCAGACCGGUGUCUCCGCGAACAAGAAGAAGUGAUUGUCAAUUUCAUAGAUUUGCUCAUUUCUCGGUUGCGCGAAAGAACACAGAUAGGACCAGAUAACAAAGCUAAGGAAGACAUUAAGAGUUGGUUCAACUUUGUGACGUUUGAUAUCACAGGAGAUCUGAUGUUCGCUGAGACAUUCGACUGUCUCAAAGAUAGCAGGCUCCAUCCCUGGAUCUCGCUUAUAUUUGCUACCCUGAAGGGUAUCACUUUCAUAGCCGUGUUGAACCAUUUCACAAUACUACGGAAAUUGCAAGAAGUGUGCAUACCGGAAUCAGUCAGGAAGCAAAUGCUGAAGAAUUUCAAUCUCAGUGCGCAGAAGGCCGAUCGUCGCCUUGAGAAAGGGACAAGUCGGCCCGAUUUCAUGUCUGCUAUAUUGAAACACGGGUUGAGUGACGAGAAAGAGCGGUUCAUUGAAAAUCAGCCGCACAUGCGUCGAGAAGAGAUCCAUUCAAAUUCCGUCUUUAUCACAAUUGCGGGAAGCGAAACAUCUGCCUCACUCCUGUCUGGCUGUGUUUACUAUCUUUGUAUGAAUCCUAAUGCCAUGGCCAUCUUGACCCAAGAGGUUCGCUCCGCGUUUUCCCGGGAUAGUGAUAUCACAUCGACAAAGUGUAGUCGCUUGAGCUACCUAAACGCGGUCAUAGAAGAAUCUCUUCGUUUGUAUCCUCCAUUGGUGACCAACCUAACAAGAAUCAUUCCCGACGGAGGUGAUACUAUCGACGGAAACAUGAUACCAGGAGGUGUAACUGUUUCGACCCACCAUUACGCGUCAUACCACUCUUCAGCCAAUUUCUUUGUACCAGAAGCGUUCAUACCCGAGCGCUGGCUGGGCUCCGACGCGCGGUUUCAGGAUGAUAAGAGAGAUGUGGUUCAGCCAUUCAGUUUAGGGCCGAGAAAUUGUCUAGGCAGGAAUCUCGCCUAUAUUGAAAUCAGGAUGAUUUUGUCCAAACUUUUAUUCAAUUUUGAUCUUCAAAUUUGCAAGGAAAGUGAAGAUUGGAUUGAUCAGAAGGUGUAUACUAUUUGGGAUAAACCGGCACUCAUGAUUGAGUUGCAUGAUAGAAUGGCCUGA